GAAGAAGGAAAUUAAUAGACUUUUACUGAAUGUUUUAGUACAAGAGGGGUUGUGCUGCAUUUUCCUUGAAGUGAUUUCUAGCAGAUUCUGAGCUAUGGGGGAUGAGGAGAUUGCAGCUCUGGUUGUGGAUAAUGGAUCUGGGAUGUGUAAGGCUGGGUUUGCAGGGGAUGAUGCUCCUCGAGCUGUGUUUCCCUCCAUUGUGGGGAGGCCUCGACACCAGGGUGUGAUGGUGGGAAUGGGUCAAAAAGACAGUUACGUUGGUGACGAAGCCCAGAGUAAGAGAGGGAUUCUGACACUGAAGUACCCAAUUGAACAUGGGAUUGUGACCAACUGGGAUGACAUGGAAAAGAUCUGGCAUCACACCUUCUACAAUGAGCUGCGAGUUGCCCCAGAGGAGCACCCUGUUCUCCUCACAGAAGCACCUCUGAACCCCAAAGCCAACCGGGAGAAGAUGACCCAGAUUAUGUUCGAGACUUUCAACACACCAGCCAUGUAUGUCUCUAUUCAAGCUGUAUUGUCCUUGUAUGCCUCUGGCCGCACUACAGGCAUUGUAAUGGACUCUGGUGAUGGUGUUACUCACACUGUGCCCAUUUAUGAGGGGUAUGCCUUGCCCCAUGCCAUUCUGCGGCUAGACCUAGCUGGCAGGGACCUGACUGACUACUUGAUAAAGAUUCUGACUGAACGUGGGUACUCGUUCACUACCACAGCUGAGAGGGAGAUUGUACGUGACCUCAAAGAGAAACUAUGCUAUGUGGCUCUUGACUUUGAGACUGAGAUGGCCAUGGCUGCCACCUCUUCAACCCUAGAGAAAAGCUAUGAGCUACCAGAUGGUCAAGUCAUCACCAUUGGCAAUGAGCGUUUCCGAUGUCCAGAGGCACUCCUCCAACCUUCUUUCCUAGGAAUGGAAACCACUGGGAUCCAUGAGACCACCUUCAACAGCAUCAUGAAAUGUGACAUUGACAUCAGGAAGGAUCUGUAUGCUAAUACCGUCUUAUCUGGUGGAUCCACCAUGUACCCAGGCAUUGCUGAUCGAAUGCAGAAGGAAAUCACAGCCUUGGCUCCAAGUACAAUGAAGAUUAAGAUCAUUGCUCCACCUGAAAGGAAGUAUUCAGUGUGGAUUGGUGGCUCCAUCUUGGCUUCUCUCUCCACCUUUCAGCAAAUGUGGAUCACCAAGCAGGAAUAUGAUGAGUCAGGGCCCUCCAUAGUUCAUCGCAAGUGCUUCUGAUCUAGGAUUCUUCUGGAAUGUGCAAGUGUCCAGGCCACUGUCUUAAGUAGAAUAUUGCCUUAAUACACUUUUUAACUUGCCAUUUUUUUUCUUGGUUAUGCUGUUAAAAGGUGACCAGAUAUUCCAAGAUAUGGGAGCAUCCUGUGUCUUGGCAGAAAUCUUUUUUCCAAACUCUGCUUCUUUUGUCUAUACCCUCCCCACCACCAACAUUUAAUAAUUUUAAAUGUCAAUCAGGAAUUCUUGCACAGGUUGUCACAAACUAAAACUCCUCCAGUAUAUGUUUUAACCCCAUGGAUGAAGCUUUUUUGCCAUUACUUCAUUCAUCCUAAUUGCAAGAUUUGCCAACUGCAGUAGGUAUUUUUUUCUUAACUCCCACACCAUCCUCUCACUUCUCCUGAGGAGUGCUUAUUGAGCCUCACCUGAGGAAGAAUACAAUGUCUUUCUCAGAUGAGUUCAAUACACCUAGUCCAUUUAUACUGUUUUUUUAUAAACUCCACUAUAAAGUGGUUCAAAAUUACUGAAAUGACAUGAGGGCCUUGUGCCUGAUGUCUAUUUGCCCUGUGGAUUUACUAGUUAACUAUUCUAGGGAUCUUGCAAUUGCUUAAUCUGUUGUGAUGCACAGCUGUCUGAUCAGUUGCACCAAGGCAAUUGAUCAGAAGAUCCUAAAACGGUGAAUGAAAAGCCAAGAACAAGGUGGGAGCUGAUUCUUCCCAUUCUGAGCUUUGAAGCUUGAACAGAUGCUUUGAAGCUUCAAGGCCAUGUGGAAUACAAACCACUAUUUUUUGGAUGUGGUGGCAGUAUUGCUACUCUAAUAGUGAGGAAAGGCCCAGUCCAGAACAAACUAGCUUUUAAGAACAACCUGAGCACCAUCCAUGCUGUAAUGCUUUGAGUCCCACUGAGCUGGAUCCAACAUGGCCAUGCAUUCCAAGCCCUUAAUUGCAGUGAUGCAAGUGAAUAUUUCCACCACUGGGUGUAACAGCUGCUGCACUUCUUUUCCUUUUUUUUUCUCCAUAUUUAAAUGUAAGAAUUCACUUGAAUUGGCCGAAUAAGUUCAUUUUGGUUUCCUAUCUACAUAUCCUGAAACUUUGGCAAGACUUCAUGCCAGAAACUGAAUCCUGCUUUACAUCAACUGGCUAUUGCUGUUUGUGGUCUAAUGAAUGCAGUGCUCCAUCUGAUUUUGUGCAAGUAAUGCUGUACUAGGAUAAAAGACAAUUCCCUUUUGAUCCUUCCCUAAUGGGCAAAUGAUGUCUCAAUAGCUUGGAGUGGGUGUGCCUGUAGCUGAUUUUGUCCAACUGCAAUCUGUAUAUGUUUGUGGAGUAUAGAACUGUAUAUAAAGUAAAUAAACAUCAAAUGAAUGA
Carcharodon carcharias (great white shark) is the source of this 2583-nucleotide messenger RNA. Its product is annotated as actin, cytoplasmic type 5-like. The record is from RefSeq and is a predicted model, not a curated record. The transcript has 3 exons. NCBI's taxonomy places the organism in Eukaryota, Metazoa, Chordata, Chondrichthyes, Lamniformes, Lamnidae. The coding region runs from base 95 to 1225 and encodes 376 amino acids.